Molecule: messenger RNA, 786 nt
Organism: Radiomyces spectabilis
Lineage: Eukaryota; Fungi; Mucoromycota; Mucoromycetes; Mucorales; Radiomycetaceae
Exons: 1
Coding region: 1-786 (261 amino acids)
Source: RefSeq, a predicted model, not a curated record
AUGGAUACUUACGAGCUCGCCAAACGAGCCAUUGCGGCUUUUGAAAGCUAUGACAACAACAACAAUAACUAUAACAACGGUUACAAUAAUAAUAACCAAAACAACAACGGUUAUAAUAACAACAACAACAACGGUUACAACAAUAAUAAUAACAAUAAUCAGCAGCAACAGCAACAAAACAACAGCUACAAUAAUAAUAGUAAUAACAACCAGCAACAGAAUCAAAAUCAAUACAAUCAAAACAACCAAAAUAACCAGAACAAUCAGAAUAACCAAUAUGGCCAAAGUACGAGUACCCAGCAUCAGGCAUCAACAACAACAACAUCGCGUUCCGAAUCCACGCCGUAUGGCUCCAAUAAUUCAGAUAAUUCAAGAAAUGAGCAAAACAACAACUAUAACAACAAUAAUAAUAAUAAUAACGGUACCAGAAGUCAAAAUAACGACAAUGGAUACAACCAAAAUCAAAACCAAAACCAGAAUCAGAACCAAGGCUAUGGCAACAAUAACAACAGUAACGGCAAUAACGAAAAUCAUUAUCCAACGCUGUCAUCGCAAGCUUCUUUGCAACAUGGUGACAAGUCGCCUAACGGAAUUUUGUUUGCCAUCAUUGGUAUCGUGGUGGGCUUGGUGUUGAUCAUCAUUACCGGCCUAUUAUGGACGUGCCGACGCCGAAAACAGAAAAAGAAGGAAAGCAUGGCAAAUGCAUUUUUCGAAUUCUCGGCAUCCAAAGGCGGUGACAAGAAAUCCAAAUUGCCUACCAAAACAACCGAAGUAGGCGAUCCGUAA